AUGGAUCGUUUGAAAUCAUAUAAGAAACAUAAGCAUGGUAGGAGGAUCAAACAACUUGAAAAGUACGAGCAGAAAAUGAAGGAAGAACGGCAAAAGAGGAUACGUGAGAGGCAGAAGGAGUUCUUUGCUGAUAUAGAAGUUCACAAGGAAAGACUGGAUGAUGUGUUUAAGAUUAAGAGAGAACGCUGGAAAGUUUUCAAUAAAUAUGUCAGAGAGUACCAUAAAAGGAAGGAGCGUAUCCAUCGGGAGAAGAUUGACAGAAUCCAGCGUGAGAAGAUUAAUUUAUUGAAAAUCAAUGAUGUUGAGGGGUAUCUGCGAAUGGUGCAGGAUGCAAAAUCAGACCGUGUUAAGCAACUACUGAAAGAGACGGAGAAGUAUCUUCAAAAGCUGGGAUCCAAGCUACAGGAAGCCAAGUCUAUGGCAAGCCGAUUUGAGAAUGAUAUGGAUGAAUCACGACAUGCUGCUGUUGUUGAGAAGAGUGAAACUGCUGUUGAGCAUGAAGAUGAAAGUGACCAGGCCAAGGCAAGCUGCUUGGCUAUGCACCUUCUCAAGUUUAUUGUGCAUUACUUGGAAAGCAAUGAGAAGUACUAUUUGAUGGCUCAUAGUGUAAAAGAAAGCAUUGGAGAACAACCAACUAGUCUCCUGGGUGGAAAAUUAAGGGAGUACCAGAUGAAUGGACUAAGGUGGUUGGUUUCACUAUACAACAACCAUUUGAAUGGCAUUCUUGCUGAUGAAAUGGGUCUUGGGAAAACUGUUCAGGUUAUUUCUCUAAUUUGCUACCUGAUGGAAACAAAAAAUGAUAGAGGGCCCUUCUUGGUUGUUGUACCUUCUUCAGUUUUACCUGGCUGGGAGUCUGAAAUCAGUUUCUGGGCACCUGGAAUUCAUAAAAUUGUCUAUUCUGGGCCUCCAGAGGAGAGGCGCAAGCUAUUUAAGGAAAAGAUUGUGCAUCAGAAAUUCAAUGUCCUUCUGACAACAUAUGAAUAUCUGAUGAACAAACACGAUAGACCGAAACUGAGCAAGAUAUAUUGGCACUAUAUAAUAAUUGAUGAAGGCCAUCGCAUAAAGAAUGCUUCUUGCAAAUUGAAUGCUGACUUGAAGCAUUAUCAGAGCUCUCACAGGUUGUUAUUAACUGGAACACCACUACAGAACAAUCUUGAGGAAUUGUGGGCACUACUCAACUUUUUGCUACCUAACAUAUUUAAUUCUUCAGAGGAUUUUUCUCAAUGGUUCAACAAGCCAUUUGAGAGUAAUGGUGAUAAUUCAGCUGAUGAAGCCUUACUUUCUGAGGAGGAAAAUUUGUUGAUCAUAAACCGUCUCCACCAAGUUCUUCGACCAUUUGUACUUCGGAGACUGAAACACAAGGUUGAGAACGAACUACCAGAAAAGAUUGAGAGACUUGUUAGGUGUGAGGCUUCUGCAUAUCAGAAGCUUCUAAUGAAGAGAGUGGAAGAUAAUCUUGGCUCAAUUGGAAAUUCAAAGGGUCGAUCGGUGCACAACUCAGUUAUGGAGCUUCGUAACAUAUGCAAUCACCCAUAUCUGAGCCAGCUUCAUGCAGAUGAGGCAUGCUUUUUUCCUGUUGAGAAUUUGAUACCUAAGCAUUUUCUGCCACCAAUUAUUAGACUCUGUGGAAAGCUUGAGAUGCUAGAUCGAUUGCUACCCAAACUUAAAGCAACGGACCAUCGGUAUUUUGAGGAUUUGCCAGUUGCUGGAUCCAUACAGGUUCUUUUCUUUUCCACGAUGACUAGGCUGCUUGAUGUUAUGGAGGAGUAUCUCACCUGGAAACAGUAUCGAUACCUUCGCUUGGAUGGUCAUACUUCUGGAGGUGACCGUGGUUCGCUCAUUGACCGUUUUAACAACCAAGAUUCUCCAUAUUUUAUUUUCUUGCUCAGCAUUCGGGCUGGUGGUGUUGGAGUGAACCUUCAAGCUGCAGAUACUGUGAUCAUAUUUGACACUGAUUGGAAUCCUCAGGUUGAUCUUCAAGCUCAAGCAAGGGCUCAUAGGAUUGGCCAGAAAAGGGACGUGCUCGUUCUUCGAUUUGAAACAGGGGCAGGCCUUUGGGAUGCUAUCAUUCCUUCAGAGCAGUGUCUGCAUGCCGAUGCUCUGGAGCAGAAUGAGCAUUCAUAUAUGGAGCUUCGUGUCCAAACUGUUGAAGAGCAAGUCAGAGCUUCAGCUGAGCAUAAACUGGGAGUUGCUAAUCAGAGCAUUACUGCUGAAGAUCGAAGGGAAUACUUGGAGUCCCUCCUGCGGGAAUGCAAGAAAGAGGAGGCUGCCCCUGUUUUAGAUGAUGAUGCUCUAAAUGAUAUCUUAGCACGCAGUGAAUCAGAGAUCGAUGUAUUUGAAUCAGUUGACAAACAAAGGCAGGAAAAAGAGAUGGCAACAUGGAAGAGCUUGUUAUUGGGACAAGGGAUGGAUGCUUUGGAACCUCUACCUCCUCUGCCUUCACGCCUUGUAACAGAUGAUGACUUGCAAGCACUCUAUGAAGCGAUGAAAGUGUAUGAUAUGCCAAAGGCUGGGGUGGACUCCAAUGCUGGGGCAAAGCGGAAGGGGCAGUAUCUUGGGGGCCUUGAUACUCAACAGUAUGGAAGGGGCAAACGAGCAAGAGAGGUACGCUCUUAUGAAGAGCAAUGGACAGAAGAGGAAUUUGAGAAGUUGUGUCAGGCUGAAUCUCCUGACUCUCCUAAGGUGAAAGAAGAAAUAGGAGAGAAGAACUUGCCAAAAGAUGCUAGUGGUUCUUUAUUGGCUAUUGGUAGUACAGAACCUCAAGCUCCACCACAACUGCUGCAGCCGCUGCCACCUCCACCAGCACCGCCACUGCCACCGCCACCGCCACCGCCACCGCCACUGCCACUGCCUGUGGAACCUCUCCCACAGCAGCAGAUUAAAGAAGUAACUCUGCCUUCAAAAAGAGGGCGUGGAAGACCGAGAAGAGCAACUUCAGAUAAAUCUCCAGCUGCAAUGGUACUUUCAGUACCUUCUGGAACUGGCAAAGUGGAUGUGGAGUUACAGAAAGGAAUUGAGUCUAGCUCCUCAAAAACCUCUGGUCCUGAUUCUUCUCCUGUUCCUAAUUUAGGAGGUAAUAGUGGAGCUACACCUCAUUCAGGAUUGGGGAUUGCUCCUAGUGCUCAGCCAACCACUCCAGUUUCACAAACCGCUACUGCUUCCCUUUCCGUGCCAUUGCAAUCAAGAGGUCGAGGUCGGAAGGUUCAGGGUGGAGUUCAAACACCACGGCGCAGAGGAAAGAGUCAGGUGAUUGUUUCAUCUGCUCCUGCAAGUUCAGCUGUUCCCGAGGCAAAUAUAAAUGAUCAACAACAGAAUGUAUCUGUCAAUCCUUCAGUAAUUGCCAUGGGUGGAACUGUUUCCAGUGCUCCCAUGUUACAGCAUCCUAGUACUUUACCUGGUUCUGCUGCUGUGGAGAGUAUUAGUGCAACCACUCAUCAUUCUGGGCCUGGGACUGCUUUGGAUUCUCAACCAGACCCUCCCAACCCUUCUAUCUCCACUACCAUUCAAUCCAUAGCUCCCAGUCCUUCAGUUCCUAUGCAAGUUAAAGGGCAAAACCGGAAGACUCAAAAUGGCACUGGAACAACUCGACGCAGAGGAAGGAAAGAGGUGCCAGUAUCACCCUCUGUUCCAGAUGUUUCAGACGGUCAGCUUUCAAAAUCUAAUCCAUCAGGAAGUAAAGCUAUUAGCAUGACGAGUAACCAACAAAAUGAUGCUCUAGAAAGUGAUGCUAACAAGGAGCAAGCUUCUAGAGAAGCUGAUCAGGAUCAAAAAUCAACUGAGCAUCUGGAUGAUUUAGCCCAGCAUAGGCAACCAGCCAGCUCUCUGACAAUGCAUGAUGGUAUUACCAGAUCUAUGGGUAAGAUUUAUAAAUAUCCAAAUGGAAUUGAUAUUGAUGCAAUGGAAACAAUUGAUAAUAUCUUGCAUACUGAAAUUGAAGAACUCAAAGCUUGUGCAGGCUCUUCUGGACUAAUACAUGGUGCUGGUAUGCAUGAUGUAGCUUCUGUGACAAAGGAGGUUUCGGAAGAGAAUGGCUCUUCAAAAACUAAAGUUCAUGAAGUUUCCGGGAGUGAAAGUGGAGUUAACCUGUCUACACCUCAAUUGUGUAAACCCUUUGUAGAGGUGGUCCAGAAUCAAAGUUCAGAGGAUAAACCUUCCCCAGUGGUUUGUCCUCCAACUGAGUCAUUACUUGGCUCUGCCACUGUAGACGGUGUUGGCAAAACUGUGCAUCAGCUUAGUCCAGAGAUUGCUUCUAGCCCUCAGCCAAUUUCAUCUUAUCCUUCUGUUAGCUUGAUCUUUUCAUCCAACACUCCUGAAGCCAUGCAAGUUAAAAGGCAAGGUCGUAAAGCUCCUACCAGAGGGGAAGCACCUAGGCGAAGAGGAAAGAAACAGGUUUCAGUUUCACCUGCUGUGGAUGCUUCAAUUGGUCAGGAUCUCAUUAUAAAUCCUCAAAUGCAAAAUAAGUCCAGAGAUUCAUUUGGGAGCAAGGCCAUAUCCUUGAGGAGUGGGCAAGGAAAUGAUUUCAAGGAGUUGAAGAAUGUUGUUCAGGAAGCGCAUGUUCCCAGUGGUUUAGUUGGUCAAGAUCCAAAAAGGAAAGAAGCUAGUGGGAUUCCGGCCUUUGGCCGAAUUCAGACAGCUGAUGUAACUGAUGUUGCUCGUGUGAUGAAGGAGAUAUUUUCUGAGACUUGCUCUUCAAAAGCUAAAAGUGGUGACUCUUCUACAGUUGAAGUUAGAAGUGCCCCUGUAUCAAGUAAUAUGUCUGUGGAGGUGGCAAAAAACCAAAGCUCAGAGGGUAAAACACUUUCAGCUGUGUCAGUCUUAGAAGCAGAAGCUCCUGUUAUCGGGAGUUCAAUUGAUGAUUCUAAACAGCCUGUUUCUGGAGAUGGUGUCAAGAUGGAAGGGGAUAAUGCUCCUGCUUUGGGUAAGGCUCCUAUUUCUGAAAUUGAUGCCUCUAUGCUUGAAAGCAAGACCAGUCAUGGCUCCACUGAAAAAAUGGGAGAGUUGAUAUAUUCUUCCAUUGAAAACCCAACCACAGGAAGUAAUAUGGAGGGCAAUUGUUCAGUUCUUGACACUGAUGAUGGGGACAAUAUUCGCUCUCAGACACCUGCUCCUGAAUGUCUUCUUGGUGAUGGUGGCAAUCCUCCCAUGGUCGCCCUAUCUGUUUCAGAUGUAACAGAACAUCCUGCGACCGACUCUGGAAACACAAUGGAGGCUUCAAAAGCAUCUCCUAGGUCUUCUCCACUUGUUACCCUCGGCAAUCCUACUGUUUCCGUGAAACUUGAUGAUAUUGAUUAUCAUUCCAGAGGGACAGUUAUUCCUGUUGCUGAUCAUUCAGAUGCAAGAAAUGUCCUUAGUUUAGUUGACAGUGUAUCUAGAAGCAGUGAAAAACCUUCUCCAAAAGAGUCCGUAGAAUCUUCUCUUGAAAUCAGAGAUGAUGAGGCUCGAACUCUAAUUCAAUCGGGGGUUGAGGUAAGCAAGGUUGAGGGUGAGGAGGUCUGCAAUAUGCAAAUUGAUCCUCCUGUAUCAGAGGCCUCUUUGCUUAAAAAUCUAUCCUCUUCAAACAAGCAAGACCCAAACAGUUCUGCAGCCGGAGCCAGUCAUCAAAAGGAUGUUUCUCAGUUUGGUGGAAUUGUGCUGCAAAAUAUUUCAGAAAAUUCUGUUCCAGUGAGAGAAGAAGGAAGUACUGAUGGCUCAUGGAAGAAUGGUCUUGCUGGAAGCUCAGUGGUAGUGGAGGAACGACACAAAUCUGAAGCAGAAGCCUCGCUCAUUGGUGCGGUUGUGCCAAAAGAUUCGUUGGAAAACAUGGUUCUACCUUCAUCUCCACUGGCGAGGGAGGAAGAAAAGCACUGUAGAUCAUUUGAGCAGGAUUUAGCUGGCAGCUCAACAGAACCAGAAACAUCAAAUGGGUCUGAAGCACAAAUGACCAGUAAAAUGGAUGUAUCCAAUGCGGAUAUUAUUGUUCCAAAAAUUACCCCAGAACACAUUGUUCUACCCCAAUCUUCCUUGGAAGCUGAAGAAAACAUCGAAGGUACUUUGGGGAAUGAUUUAGCUUCCCAUUCAGUGGUGCCGGUGGAAGCAGAAGGAUCUGAGGCAGAAAAUGAUGAUCAGAUGGGCAUACAGAAGGUGUCUGAAAGUGUACCAGAAACCAUGGAUUCCCAACCAUCUUCUCUGUUAAUAGAGGAAGAUCAGGUCAAGGGCUCAUCUGAGAAGGGUGCACUUUGUCACUCAGGAAUACUACAAAAAUCGGGAGGGUCAGAAGCUGAAGCAGGUGAGCAGCUAGAUGCAUCUCAUGCUGAUACUUUGGUAACAGAAAAUGUAUCAGAGAGUAUGGUUUCACCAAGAUCUUCCUUGGCGUCAGUGGCACCAAGGGUUGAGGGCUCAUCUGAGAAGGAUAUAUUUGGCAGCUCAGUAGUACUAGAGACAUCUAAAGGGUCUGCAACUAAUAAGGAGGAUCAAGUAAAUCCUUCUCGGGUAGACGGAAUUGUGCCUGAAACUAACACUGGCCUGCCUUUAUCUUUUAUAGGGACGCAGGAAUCUGACAUUGCGAGCUCAUCCAAGAACCACCAAGAUGACAGCUCCGUAGCUGAGAAAUCGAAAACAUCUGCUAUUGAAGAGGACAGUCAAGUGAUAGUAUCUGAUAUUGCUGGAAUUGUGGCUGAAACUUCUGUGGCAAACAGUGGUGUGUCAUCUUCCUCAGAAACGGAGGUAGAAGAUGAUAAUUUCUUGUCUGAGAAAAGUUCUGGUGGUGUCUUGCUGGCUCUAGAGGAACCAAAACAGUCUGAAACUGAAAUUAGCAACCAAAUGGUUCUAUCUGACCUUCCUAUGACUGGGCCUGAAGAUUCUUUGGAGAACACGUGCCAGCCUUCGUGUUCUCUAGUAAUGGAGGAUGAGGUUGAGGGCUCGUCUGAGAAGAGUCCUUGUGGCAUCUCAGUAGCAGUGGAGGAAUCAAGAAAUUCCAAUAAGGUAAACGAUGAAUCUCUUGUUGGUAGCAUGGGGUGUGAAGAUAGUCGAAUUGUCAGUACUAGGUCUGAACACACACAGGUUGCUGGUAGCAUUGGACCAGAAGAUACAUCUAGAAACACAAACAAAUCCUCAUCUUCCUCGGGAAUGCAUGGAGAUAAGAUUGAGGACUCAUCUCAGAAUAUUCCAGAGGUAUCAAAUAGGUCAGAAGCUGAAACAGAUGAUCGAACUCAGUGUGGUGAGAUGGCUCUAGCAAACAUGUCAGAAAAGAUGGAGGGCUUAUCAUCUUCGGGGAUGCAGGAAAACAAGAUUGAGGGCUCAUCAUCUUCGGGGAUGUGGGAAGACAAGAUUGAGGGCUCAUCAUCUUCGGGGAUGCAGGAAGACAAGCUUGAGACCUCUUCUCAGAAUAUUCCUGAGGAAUCAAAUAGGUCGGAAGCUAAAAGGGAUGCUCAAACUCAGUGUGGUGGGAUGGCGCUAGCGAACAUGUCAGAAAAGAACGAGGGCUCAUCUCAGAAUAUUCCAGAUAGAUUGGAAGCUGAAACGGAUGAUCAAACUCAGUGUGGUGGGAUGGCUGUAGCAAACAUGUCAGAAAAGAUUGAGGGAUCAUCUCACAAUAUUCCAGAUAGAUUGGAAGCUGAAACGGAUGGUCAAACUCAAUGUGUUGGGAUGGCUCUAGCGAACAUGUCAGAAAAGAUUGAGGGCUCAUCUCAGAAUAUUCCAGAGGAAUCAAAUGGGUCGGAAGCUGAAACGGACGGUCAAACUCAGUAUGGUGGGAUGGCUCUAGCAAACAUGUCAGAAAAGUUUGAGGGCUCAUCUUCCUCGGGGAUGCAUGAAGAUAAGAACGAGGGCUCAUCUCAGAAUAUUCCAGAGGAAUCAAAAAGGUCAGAAGCUGAAACUGAAACGGAUGAUCAAACUCAUUGUGAUGGGAUGGCUCCAGCCAACAUGUCAGAAAACUCAGCUCUGCCUUCAUCUUCUCUCGUGGAGGAAAAGACUCCUGUCUUAUCAGAGAGAGAUGCAGCCGAAUAG
This is a messenger RNA of Dovyalis caffra, 7983 nucleotides long. The record is from the annotation of a GenBank genome assembly. NCBI's taxonomy places the organism in Eukaryota, Viridiplantae, Streptophyta, Magnoliopsida, Malpighiales, Salicaceae.